This is a messenger RNA of Mya arenaria, 759 nucleotides long. RefSeq lists its product as uncharacterized. NCBI's taxonomy places the organism in Eukaryota, Metazoa, Mollusca, Bivalvia, Myida, Myidae. The coding region runs from base 1 to 759 and encodes 252 amino acids. The transcript has a single exon. The record is from RefSeq and is a predicted model, not a curated record.
AUGCUGAAAUCUGCUUGUGUUCUGCUCUUGUGCCUCGCACUUACCAAUGCCUACUACAGCAGAGGCGGUAGAGGUGGUCGAGGAGGCAAAAAUGGUGGUGGUGGUGGGAUGAGAAGCUACGGAGGCUAUGGCAACAACGGAGGCUAUGGAGGCUACGGCAACAACGGAGGCUAUGGAGGCUACGGCAACAACGGAGGCUAUGGAGGUUAUGGCAACCGUGGUGGUUAUGGCGGCUAUGGCAACAACGGAGGCUAUGGAGGCUAUGGCAACAACGGAGGCUAUGGUGGCUAUGGAAACAACGGAGGCUAUGGAGGCUACGGCAACAACGGAGGUUAUGGAGGCUAUGGCAACAACGGUGGCUAUGGAGGCUAUGGCAAUGUUGGUGGUUAUGGUGGUUAUGGCAUGAGCGGAGGCUAUGGAGGCUAUGGCAAUGGAGGAGGCUAUGGAGGCUAUGGCAACAACGGAGGCUAUGGAGGUUAUGGCAACAACGGAGGCUAUGGAGGCUAUGGCAACGGAGGAGGCUAUGGAGGCUAUGACAAUAAUGGCGGCUAUGGAGGCUAUGGCAAUAAUGGAGGCUAUGGCAAAGGCGGCAACCGAGGAGGCUAUGGAGGCUAUGGUAAUCGUGGUGGUUAUGGCGGCUAUGGCAACAAUGGAGGCAACCGCGGAGGCUAUGGAGGCUAUGGCAACGGUGGUGGUUAUGGCGGCUAUGGUAACAACGGUGGCAACCGUGGAGGCUAUGGAAGCUACGGCAAAUAUUAA